This is a messenger RNA of Musa acuminata AAA Group (dessert banana), 576 nucleotides long. Its product is annotated as ethylene-responsive transcription factor 11-like. Gene Ontology annotation, biological process: regulation of DNA-templated transcription. Gene Ontology annotation, molecular function: DNA binding; DNA-binding transcription factor activity. The transcript has a single exon. The coding region runs from base 1 to 576 and encodes 191 amino acids. NCBI's taxonomy places the organism in Eukaryota, Viridiplantae, Streptophyta, Magnoliopsida, Zingiberales, Musaceae. The record is from RefSeq and is a predicted model, not a curated record.
AUGUCUCCGAGUGCGGCGAGGGGAGAGCUGCGGGAGACGCGGUUCCGAGGUGUGAGGAAGCGGCGAUGGGGGCGGUUCGCGGCGGAGAUCCGCGACCCUGCCAAGAGGAGCCGCGUGUGGCUCGGCACAUUCGACACCGCCGAGGAGGCGGCGCGCGCCUACGACGCCGCCGCCCUCCGGUUCCGCGGCACCAAGGCCAAGACCAACUUCGCCUACCCCGGCCCUCUCUACGCCCCUGUCGUCGCCGGAUCCGUCCCCUCCAGCCCCAGCAACAGCAACGCCGAGUCCUCCACCCCCUCCCCGAAGGCCGGUGCCGUCACCGCUCUCCUGCCGCUCGAUCUCGAGCUCGGCCACGCGUCCGCCAGGUUCUCCUUCCCUCACCGUCCGGCCUCCUCCGCGCGGGAGGCGACGGUGAGCCACCACUGUCUCGCGUUGGGCCGAGCAACGGCCUUGACCGGGAUGAGUGUCUGUGACCGUUUACAGAGUGCGUCGGAUUCGGUCUCGCCGGCGGAGCCGACUAUGAGGCUUCCCUUCGACGUCGAUCUCAACCUGUCUCCUCCAUCCGAGGUGGUCUGA